Zootoca vivipara (common lizard) is the source of this 7047-nucleotide messenger RNA. NCBI's taxonomy places the organism in Eukaryota, Metazoa, Chordata, Lepidosauria, Squamata, Lacertidae. The record is from RefSeq and is a predicted model, not a curated record.
AUAGGCAGGCGCGAACAAUGAGUUGCAGUCCAGCUGCACCGAAGAGGGUCGCGCAGACGUCGGGUUCGCGAGCAGCGGCGCGCGGCCGAACGCGGAGCAGCCAAUUGAAUCUGGACCACUAGUCUGUCAAGGCGGUCUGUCACUUGCAUCUGACACUUUGAGCUACAAAGACACAUGUCGUCUCGUCAGCAAAGUUUAAGCAGAGGCUCCUUUCCCAGUCAUCAAGAACAUGUAUUUUGGAAUGAAAAGUAUUUAAGGAAGUGAAAACAAAACCAGGAUGUUUGCAAAAGCAACGAAGAAUUUUGUGAGAGAAAUUGACUGUGGAGGAGACUUGAUCCCCGUAUCUCGGCUCAAUAACUUGGACAAAUUACAGUUCCUGAACUUAGUGACAAAGAAGAAGAAAACCUGGUGCUGGCAGAAACCCAAGUAUCAUCUCUUAUCAGUCACAUUGAAUGAUGUGCUUGCUAAAGAUGAACCCAUAAAACCAGUGGUUGUGGAGUCUGAUUUUGUGAAGUACGAGGGGAAGUUUGAAGACUAUGUCAAAGGAAACAUUGAAACUUCAUUUGGGACGAUUAAUCUAGGAGCUGGAGGAAGAGGUGUUGUGGAAAGCCAGUUGUCAUUUGGAAAUCUGAAAAAGCAAGAAGCUGACUUGCAGAAGCUUAUGAAGGAUGUUGAGGGAAAGGCUGUUAAUCUGCACAAUACAUUGCUGCAACAAAUGCUUGAAAGAAAGCAUGAAGUUCUUUGUAUCCUGACAGAAAGAAUAGUAACAACCCAGAAAUGUUUAAUAUCUGAACAUAUUCAGACAGAAGAAAAAAUGGCUAGUAUGGUGGGGAUAAAGACAAAAGUUAUCAAGGUAUCAGUGAGUGAAAAUGGGAAUGUGAUAAAGGAUUCUAAUGUGAUCUUGGAGAUCCCUGCUCCCACAGCUAUUGCUUAUGCUGUAAUAGAACUUUAUAUAAAGCGUGACGGACAAUUUGAAUUCUGCCUGCUUCAUGACCAGGAGGGUGGCUUUGAAAGGGAGAGCAUGGAAGGACAAGCUUAUCAUUCUGCAGCUUUCCGAGAUGCUUUCUUCCCCCAUCUUCUGGAUGCUGUCGAUAGCGAGAAUCUGCCAGGCCCUGUCCCCAGUGAUGCCCCAUUAAGUGUUUUGAACAAAGAUGCCUUGCAGUUAAAGACCCAUUUCCAGCCCUUCAUGAAGCUAUCGGAGGAAAAGCAGGGAACUUUAUACCAACUACUCUGUGAUUUUUUGCUUCAGGAAGAAAUGGUGACUGAGCUGGAGGAUGUGCUGGACCAAAUAUGUACAGAAGACAAACCAGAACUCCUUGUAAUGGUGGAGUCAAAGCCACCAGUGCAGAAAAACAUAGAGGAUUUCUUACAGCUUGUUGGAAUCCGUUUACGGAGCAAACAGUUCCUGCAGAAGGACCCACUUUCCAACAAGGAGCUCCUCUUAGCGGCUCAUAUCCUCCUCAGUGCUAUAGCAGAACUGUCCGAUUAUGCGCUUGUCCUGCUUCGCGCCUGCUGCGAACUCCAGGUUGUCCCCGCUCUAUGUUGCUUGCCUAACGUGACCUCGGCGGAUGGCACACUAACACUUGCAGAUCCAGCACUAGCUCCCCUUGCUGACACCCAAUGGUUUCAGAUAGCACAAAGGCUGUUUGCUUUAUCAAACAUUAACCUUGAGAUGACCGAGUCUUGCAUAAAAGCUGUAACCAUGAAGAAACCCAGGUUUUCCCCAAUCAUUCUCUAUAUAGCAUUGUAUGGACUUCGUGCAUUAGGCUGUAAAACAGCUCAGGCUUGAAGCAGCGGCCUGGGUGGUUUAAUAGGAUAACUAACGGCAGUAUUUAAUAUCUGUCAUAAUAGAGUUGGACCUGGCUGAUUUGCAUCAUUACAGUGGGAACAUGGGCAAAUUGGCUGUGCCACUGGAGCAUGGCAGAAGUUGAAAUGGAGUGUAUAAAUGAAUAUAUUGAAGAGCCAUGCAAGGGCGAUUCAUCUGCAGUGCACAUAUUAAAACACAUCUUCAGUUUUUGUCCCCUCAGAGGUUAAUUCAGAAGCAUUUAUUUGUUCUAUAAGCAGCCUUUGCUUUAUUGCUUUGUUAGCAUUUGUAUAUGAGCAAAGGUCUUCAAACAGUGAGUUGGGACCUCUAGUGCAGGCAUAGGCAACCUUGGCUCUCCAGAUGUUUUGGAACUACAACCCCCAUGAUCCCUGACCACUGGCCCAGUUAGCUAGGGAUCAUGGGAGUUGUAGUUUCAAAACAUCUGGGGAGCCAAGGUUGCCUAUGCCUGAUCUAGUGGGUCUCGGCCUGAUCUACCGGCAUUGCAAAUAUAUAGUGAAAGAGUAGGAAAGGAAUCUCCAAAUGCAUGUUUCAGUUAAAAGCGAUCUUAGGCCUGAAAAGGUUGAAGAUCCCUGUACUAGAGUGUUUUGUUAUCCAGAACAUCUUUGUGGAAGGAGUCAUUUCAAAUCUGACCCAAUUCCCUUUCCUUGAGGAAGAGGUUGUAGCCACAUAUGCUUUGAGUGCAAAAGACCCUUGGUUUAAUCUCUGACAUCUUCAUGUAGGUGUUAGCAGAAAUCUAGGGGUGCAUAGUAUAAGGAAGCAUUGUGUAUUCGUCCUGCUCAUCUGUGUUCCACCCCAUCCUUUGAAACAUGCCCUAUGUUAACUGGGAUGGCGUAUUCAAUGUUUUACUCAAUAAAAGAGGGAAUUCACUCGUAUGGCUAAUCUAUACAUUUCUGUCUGGCCCCUCUUUGCUUCCCCAUUUUCUCAGCAAAGCAGUGAUGUUCAGUGGUGACAUUUACCCUACAAAAUGAUGUUCAGCAACAUUCCGUCACAGGCAUUCAGGAAAGGGCUAGGAAAACUUGCGAGGCAACCCUUUUUCCCAAUAUUAAAUUUAUUUCAUAUAUACAAAAAUACUUUAUUAGGAGUUAACAGGAUUUCACAGCUUUGUACAUUUCAACAAUUAUACAGAACAACAUAUGCCUUUAGCGUGAAAACAUUGAGGGAUUUUUUUUUUUUAAAAAAAAGUUACUGUAGUUUAGCUGAGUAGUACUUAGCCUUGUUCUAUGGAACUACUUUAGCAGUUAAUCCGAUUCCCCGUGGUCCAUCAGAAUAAUCUAAAUUGAUCAAUAUACCAGACAAUAUUUUUCUGAGAUUAGGCUAUUGAGGGACAUCUUACAAUUCUUAUCAACAAAAGUCCUCUUCGGGUGUGACUGCCUAGUGAGACAACAUGAACAGAAGGGAAGCGCAAGGCUGUGCACUUAGCUCUGUCUCUUGAGGCCAUGCAAUUCCUUCCAGCCCUUUGCACAAUUGAAAUAAACUUCUGCAGCGAGGAGCCUUGUUAGUUCCACUGAAGCUCCCCAUGAUACUGCAAACAUUGACUUUCCUGGUUCUCAGUUGUAUAGGAAGCCUCCAGGUACAAGUCUCCUCACCACAGAAGUUUACUUAAACUAUGCACAGCCUUCCUCUACCAAUGCUGUCUCUUAGGGCAAUAAGGCCUGGAGAGGACUAAAGUCCAAGGUUUAAUCAGAUUGCACAAAUAAUACAUAUCAACUUCAGUGCACAUACAGAAACUAAUAAGUGACAGAUGCUUCAUAAAAACCUAAAACGUACCAGCAACCUAAAUUAUGAAUUGUAUAACCUUGACAUAAUUCAAAGUUUUGGAAUAUAUCAUUAUAAAAUACAAAUAAUAAUAAUGUACAGUUGUGUAGGACUUGAAUAUAAAAAAUGCAUGUUAGUGGCAGUUGAUAUGCUACGUUAGUUUGAAUACUGAUGCCUGUACAAAGGUUUGUUUUUCCUGAUCAGUGCACUGCCCAUUUGAUAAAGCUUACCAAUUUUCUAGUAGCAUGUAAGAAUGGCUAUUUUAGGACAGCCUCAAUGACACAUUUCUCUUGUCUUUAAACUGAAAGAAGCAGGUUAAAAUUAAUUCAUGGAAGACUGAGCAUAGUUCUCUGCUGCAGUGCCGCCAAAACAACAGAUCUAACCUAUGCCUAUUCAGUAGGGAAAAUUAAGGGGAGAUUACUCUCCUAGCUGCAAUAAACUAUUUGUUUGUCUACUAUAGAGGCUGCACUAUAGCAUUCUACAAAAUAAACCCAUAGGAGGCAAAGCCCUUCAAUACUUUUUUAUAGAUCUUUUAAAUACAAAAAAAGCAAGUCUUCACUUACAACUAGAUUGUGGUCAACUGUUUUAUCCUCUCCAUAGCUGUUAUUUACUUAGUUUUUAUAACGACAAAGUUCCUCUUUAGCAGCUAUAGUCAUAACACUGAACUGUAAUUUCAAAUGUAAGCCAAACUAGUUUACAGCCAAGACAAAAGCUUCCGAUUUAAAUUUGGGGAAAUAUUUAAAAUUUGGAUCAGUGAUACCAAAACUGUGAUUAACUUCUCCAUGCUAGACCACACAACUUCCUUACGGCUUAUGGAAUGCUAUACCUUGCUCUGAGGUUAUAAAAAAAUAGGUACAGUACUCAAGAUCCCAAAUCAGCAAGUUUCAUACUAUUUCAUUACAUCAAGUAAUUUUGCUUGCCUGUUUUGUUUGUGUCUAGUAUCAUCAUUCCCAGGGUGAAAACCAAUAUGGAAUACCUAGUUGAUACCCAACUCUGUGCAUAUCUGUGCCUUUUGAAGAACGGAACAAGAUCAUCUUUCUCCCUUGCUCACAAGACUCCACUGGAGUUCUUGAAAGCAGCUGCCACUAUCCUCCCAAAGAUUCUACAGCCUAUAUAAAAUACAGUACCCAAGCUGACACACAGUUUCUUCUGCAUCUGUAGACAGUAUAAAAACAAAGCACUGAAACCCUGGCUAUACCACUGCAUCUCCCUUUUGCGAUUUCUAGCCCAUACAUUUCACUCAGACUUGAUUUUUUUUUAAAAUGAAGCCUUAAGUUGCUGGGUUUUCUUUAAAAAAAAAAAGUUCCCAGGAAAAACUCAUGUUUGGAAAUAUGUGACCCCUAAAGCAAGAUUUAGCAACCUUCCUGUAGUUUUCUCCAAGGUUAAAUGGCUUGUUUAUUCAUAGAUUAUCUAAAAAGAGAGUUCAUUACAACUGUAGCAAAGUUGUUAGCACAAGGCAAACAGGGCCUCACACUUUUAAGCAAAUGGAUCUGUGUUUUUGGCAUACACACCCAGUAAGUUCACAGGUCCUGCAUGGAUGACAAAGAGAUACAUGUACCUCUAAGGCAUAACUGCAUGGUGUGAAGUAAAAAAGGGAAACACUUGUUGACCCAAGAACCCCUAGUCUCAAUUUCCCGUGCCUUUGCCAUGUCCUGGCUCUACAUCCACCCUUUACUCGAUGAGAAUAUUUUAACACUAUAGCAGCUCUGUUGUUCAAAAGAUCAAGUAACCGGAUACAUACAAAUAAGCUGUAUAUAAGCUAAACUUAACUUUGAGUAGAUCUGAAUCAGCCUCAUCCAUAUUGUCUGCAAUCCUCAACAUUUUGGUGUGAAUUUUUCAAGUGAAAAAACUGCAAACAAAAUUCCAGUAUUCUUUCUAAGCUUAUGUACAAGUAUCAAACUCUGUAUCGCUCAAUGAACUGCAUAGUACCCAAGGAAUUCAAAAUAAAAAAUUUCUUUAAAAAAACAUAUAAGUUGGCUUAAGAUCUACAGUUCACUUUUAGAAGAUUGCCAGAUUUUUAUCCCUCAAUAAAAAGCUAACUCAAGAGACACUGAGCACAUAAAGGUGUUCCAGUUGUUUUCUACCAGACUUAUCUACUAUAGGACAUAUCCACCCAUCUUUCUAAUUCCUGCUGCUCCGUGUGACUUUAGACUAUGUCCAAUAGAGGCAGUCAGAUAAACCAAUGCUAUUUUUAUUGUAUAGGUGGCCCACAGCUGAACAUGUGCAGUUCAGUAAAUGAGUCAAAAAGUGGCAUGCCUCAUUGACAGCAAGCAAUUGUGUUUUGGCAGAAUUGACAAAUGGCUUCAUUGGGUAAUUAGUAUCAGUUGAGUUCAUUGGUGCUUACUCUCAGGUAAUGGAAUAUACACGUGAAGUUGCCUGCAUUCUUCUCACUUUAGAAGGGAGGGAAACAAUAUUUUAAAAACCCAACUUGAGCCCCUAAAAGCACAUAAUGUAGCAAGUGCUCUUUCCAGUAUCGUUUGGGAUCAUUAUGUACUGGAAGCUGCAGAGGCAAAUGGCUCUUCUGCCUUGGAGUGUAGCUACACUGGCAACAGUUCUCUGAGAGUUCAGACAAAAGUCUUUCCAGGACUACCUGGAGGUGCCAGGGACUGAACCUGGUAUAUUUGCAUGCAAAGCAGAUUCUCAACCAAUGAGCUGUGGCCCUUCUCUUAAAGAAGUACAAUACAGAGCACAUCGCCAUGGCACUGUCCUCAGAAGGAGGACUGGAAUUUUGGCUGCUAUUAUCUGCCUCUCCCCUCCAAACGUAUGAUAACAAUACACGGGCUCAACAUUUGAAAAUGCUGCAAGCUCAGCAUUUCGAAGUACAAGUACAGCAAAAGUUGAUUUAGUGGCACUGUGGUGUGGAAAGUAAAAUCACUUUUUGAGUAUUGGGGAGGAGCUAGCUCAACCCUCCUUUGGCAUCACAGUUCAAAAAGUCAGUUUAUUCUGCCUUCUUGAGAAAAGGCAUGAUUUCAUGUUAAACACAGUUGUUCCUAGAUCUGUUUCCUGCUGGAGAAUGGCAAUGACACAUGUUGUUUCAAACACACACCAGACCACAGUUGGACUCAAAGGAUCAACCCAUGGCUUGGCUACUGCUGCUCCUAAUGACACAGUUUAACCAGUUCUUCCAAAAUCUUCACAGUAGCAGUAUAAAAACUGCAUGUCCAGAGAGCUCACUAGCUCUCUCUCAAUGUGCCUGACUUUAGAGGCAGCAGUUAAGACAAACAUUAGUGUUUCCUAUCACUUUUCUUUUCGUCUACAGCCCCUGGGCAUCACUAUCAAUUUUCAGAGCUUGUGGGACUUAUAACCAACAUCUAAUUCCUGUUAAUUUUUCAUGAAACUCUGACCUAUUUGCUAGUAGCUCUUCCUGCUUUCCAACCAAAGUGAGCCAUACCCAUCCACUGUGCUAAAAGCAGAACAGAACGCUAAGAGGAUAGGGAGCAGAUUAUGCGGCUAUUAAGUCUUAGGAU